Molecule: messenger RNA, 3510 nt
Organism: Malurus melanocephalus (red-backed fairy wren)
Lineage: Eukaryota; Metazoa; Chordata; Aves; Passeriformes; Maluridae
Gene: SLC38A2
Product: solute carrier family 38 member 2
Exons: 14
Coding region: 1-1623 (540 amino acids)
Biological process (GO): amino acid transmembrane transport; L-glutamine transport
Molecular function (GO): L-glutamine transmembrane transporter activity
Source: RefSeq, a predicted model, not a curated record
AUGAGCAGCGCCGAGAUGGGCAAGUUCAACAUCUCGCCCGACGAGGACAGCAGCAGCUACAGCUCCAACAGCAACGACUUCAGCUACCCCUACCCCACCAAGCCGGCCGCCAUGAAGAGCCACUAUGCGGAUAUUGAUCCAGAAAACCAAAAUUUCUUGCUCGACUCCAAUCUUGGAAAGAAGAAAUACGAAACUCAGUAUCAUCCGGGUACUACUUCCUUUGGAAUGUCAGUAUUUAAUCUGAGCAAUGCUAUUGUGGGUAGUGGCAUCCUUGGUCUUUCUUUUGCCAUGGCUAACACUGGAAUUGCUCUUUUUGUGAUACUUCUGCUCUUUGUCUCAAUAUUUUCUUUGUAUUCAGUGCAUCUUCUWUUGAAGACUGCCAAUGAAGGAGGAUCUUUGUUGUAUGAACAGUUGGGAAUGAAGGCUUUUGGUAUGGCUGGAAAACUUGCUGCUUCUGGAUCAAUUACAAUGCAGAACAUUGGAGCUAUGUCAAGCUACCUCUUCAUAGUGAAAUAUGAGUUACCAUUGGUCAUCAAGACAUUUAUGAACAUCGAAGAGACCACAGGAGAGUGGUAUCUCAACGGUGACUAUUUAGUGCUGCUGGUGUCUGUCUUCCUCAUUCUUCCCCUGUCCCUACUGAGAAAUCUAGGGUAUUUGGGCUAUACCAGUGGCUUUUCCUUACUUUGCAUGGUCUUCUUUCUGAUUGUUGUGAUUUGGAAGAUGUUUCAGAUUCCUUGUCCUAUGGACAGUGACAUUGUGAACGUGACAUUAAUAAAUGCAACACUAGCACCUUUGGUAGAUGGAAACAUAACRAAUGAUGAUAUGUGCAAGCCAAAAUAUUUCAUCUUCAAUUCACAGACUGUUUAUGCUGUCCCAAUCCUAACAUUUUCUUUUGUCUGCCAUCCUGCAAUUCUUCCUAUUUAUGAAGAACUGAAAAGCCGAAGCCGUAAAAGAAUGAUGAAUGUGUCCUACGUAUCUUUUUUUGCCAUGUUCCUCAUGUAUUUAUUGGCUGCUCUCUUUGGAUACCUGACAUUUUAUGGUAAUGUCGAACCAGAACUGCUUCACACCUACUCUGCUUAUCUCGGUGCUGAUGUUCUCCUUCUUAUUGUGCGUCUCGCUGUACUUAUGGCUGUGACCCUCACUGUACCUGUAGUUAUUUUCCCAAUCCGCAGUUCCAUUACCCAGCUGUUGUGGGCAGGGAAGGAGUUCAGCUGGUGGCGUCACUGUGCCAUUACCAUCGCCCUUCUGGCAUUUACCAACGUGCUCGUUAUCUUUGUCCCUACCAUUCGAGACAUCUUUGGAUUCAUUGGUAAGMAUUUUCUUCCGAGAUCAAGCAGUCUUUCACAUUUCACAAAGAACAGUUCUAAUCUAAUUAGGAUAUGUUUACCUUUUGAUUUAUAUUUAUUUUCAUGCUUUUCCUAUACAGGUGCUUCUGCAGCUGCCAUGCUGAUCUUUAUACUUCCUUCUGCCUUCUAUAUCAAAUUAGUGAAGAAGGAACCAAUGAAGUCAGUGCAAAAGAUUGGGGCUGCAUUCUUCUUUCUAAGUGGUAUACUUGUGAUGACUGGGUGUAUGACACUGAUUAUUCUAGACUGGACCCAGAACAUUACAUCUGAUGGCCAUUAACUGCCCUGGUUUAAUUUCUGUAAUACUCCACUUCAAAUGCCAGUGUUCACUCAGAUACCUACUGAGAACGCAAAUGAGCUAUUCAGCUUCCUUUAAAAGGCAGAUUCUUUGUUGAUGGUUCUUCUGAUUGUAGAAUAUCUGAACUCUGUCUUUAAGAAACUAUUCUGCAUGAUGGAAGUGGAUAUAAACGUCAAACCACGUGAGUGUCUGGCUGAAGGAAGUGACAACUUUAUUCCAUUCCAGAGAAUGGACAGAACUCUCUGUAGACUUUUAUCAAGCCAUGUUUGGCUUUCGUCAUUGUUACUUGGAUAUUUUGUUAUUUUACUUGAAUGUGCCUAAUGGAACCAUUUGAUGUGAGAAAGAACUCUUUAAUUUGCAGCAAAGUGUUUAAAUAACCAAUGAGAGAGUGAGAGAAAGAGAGAAACACUAUUAUUUUUUGUACCAAAAAUUCUUAUGGACCUCAAAAGCACUAUUUUGACUUUAAGAAACAUUUUUUCUAAAGAGAAGGAAAAAAUAACAUAGAAGAGCUCAGAAAAAAAUAUUUAAUUAGUGUCCUAAAUUAAAUUUAGUUUGACUUCAUYUCUUCACUCGUGUCACAAGUGACAGGACCCGAGGAAACAGCAUGAAGCUGAGUCAGGGAAGGUUUAGGGUGAGUGUUAGAAAAAGGUUUUUCACCCAGAGGGUGGUUGGGCACUGGAACAGGCUCCCCAKGGAAGUGGUCACAGCACCAAGCCUGGCAGAGUCCAUGAAGUGUUAGGACAACGCUCCCAGGCAGGUGUGGCUCUUGGGGUGUCCUGUGCAGGGUCUGGAGUUGAACGCAGUGGUUUUAUGGGUCCCUUGCCACUUAAUAUGUUUUAUGAUUCUGUAGAGGCAUAAUUAAAAGAAAUUUUAUUUUAAAAAUGCUUCUAAUGACCAAAACAGAAAAUGAACCAAUUCAGGUCAAAAUUCUCUGAUACGACAGGCUUCCCAUGAAAUUCACUYAGUUUAAAUGAGAGUGAAAACAAUCCUGAAAAUCAUUUUUCAGCUUACGUAAGUAACUAGAGUUACCAAAAAUGGUGUCGAAAUGCAAAUUUUUCAAACUUUAGAUAAACCCACCCUUUAGAAAGGGGUACAUUUGAGAAAAGCAUAGGUAAUCUAAAAUUGUAAAGAUGGCAUUGACACUUCCCUUCUUGAGGUACUCAGUAGUGCAAUUGAGUAAAACAGGGUUUGGGUUUUUUGCUUUUUUGGUUUUUUUUUUCCUGUUGUAGAUAGAAACUGAAUGGCACUGGAGCAUAUGAUGCCAUUAAUACAAAACUCCCCCCUCAAGUUCCCUUUAUUAAUAAGGUCCAUUGUCAGUUGUAGCAAUGUUGGAGUUUUUUCCUAUCCAAUCUAUCUUGAAACACUCUGUAGAAAAAUGAAAAAGUCCUAAUGUAGUCUGCUAGUUGUAUAAUAUUCAGAAACUGUACAGUAUUUCUCAAAUUCCUCAUCCAUUACUGGAUUUUGAAUUACUUGACUAUUCUGUUUCUGAGUCAAAUCCACAAAACAACUGCACCAAUAUUUCAUGCUUGGUACAAACUCUCUUCACAUACRCAACUGGGAUUUCCUCUUCCAAUUUAUACUGUGUAGUAGUAUUAAAGAUAACCUCAUAGGCUGGAUAGUCAUCUCAUACUUGUUUGCUUCAGAAAUAGUUACGUUUCUAACGAGCCCUAGCUGAUGAAACAGGUGCUGUAUGGUUGUGAUGAGCUMUUUUGUUUCUAGUGCAUGUUUACUCUUUCAUUCUUGUCCCAGGUUGAAGAGAGGUAACACUUGUGUAACAGCGUACUUGGCUUUUAAGAGGUUCUCAAACACAGCAAUAUUGGGUACAAAAGCCUAGAUAGAGAUUAUUGAUGAAAUAGUCAUGGCAGUGUG